Molecule: messenger RNA, 1165 nt
Organism: Phascolarctos cinereus (koala)
Lineage: Eukaryota; Metazoa; Chordata; Mammalia; Diprotodontia; Phascolarctidae
Gene: PLPP1
Product: phospholipid phosphatase 1
Biological process (GO): phospholipid metabolic process; phospholipid dephosphorylation; signal transduction
Cellular component (GO): plasma membrane
Molecular function (GO): phosphatidate phosphatase activity
Source: RefSeq, a predicted model, not a curated record
GCCCAGGCCCUGGGCCACUGCAGAUCGCUCGGGAGGGCUGGCUGUGCGGAGGUGGUGAGCUCGAGCUCCUGCGGGCGGAACGCGGCCCGGGCCGGCGGCGGGGCUCCGGACUCUUGAGGCGCCAUUGCUUUGGUGGGGAGCGCUGGCCCUGUCCCCGGCAGGAGCCCUCACUCGGGGGACGCCUUCAGUGCCCGGCCCCGAGCCGCGAAGGCUGCUGAUUGUCCGGCGCCGCUGACCGCGCCGCUUCCCGUCCCUCCUGGCCGCCCCUCCGUGCGGCCGCCCCGGGGCCGAGACCAUGUUCGACAAGACCCGCUUGCCGUUCGUGGCCCUGGACGUGGUCUGCUUGUUUCUGGCUGCCUUGCCCUUGAUUGUUCUAAACUUGGCCAAAAUAAAGCCAUAUCAGAGAGGCUUUUUCUGUAGUGACAACAGCAUCAAGUAUCCGUACCAUGACAGUACCGUCCCAUCCCCUCUCCUCUACGCAGUGGGGUUCACUCUGCCUAUUUCUUCUAUGAUUCUUGGAGAAGCCCUGUCCGUUUACUGUAAUCUCUUGCAUUCAAAUUCCUUUGUCAGGAACAACUACAUAGCCACUAUUUACAAAGCCGUUGGGACAUUUCUGUUUGGGGCAGCUGCUAGCCAGUCCCUGACAGACAUUGCCAAGUACUCCAUAGGUAGACUUCGGCCCCACUUUUUAGCUGUCUGUGACCCUGAUUGGACAAAAUUCAACUGUAGUGAUGGCUACAUUGAAAACUUCCCAUGUCGGGGAAAUUCAGUAAUAGUUAAUCAGGGAAGAUUAUCAUUUUAUUCUGGGCAUUCUUCAUUUUCCAUGUACUGCAUGUUGUUCCUCGCACUUUAUCUCCAAGCCAGAAUGAAGGCAGAUUGGGCACGACUUCUGCGCCCCACACUCCAGUUUGCUUUCAUCGCUUUAUCUAUCUACGUGGGGCUUUCUCGUGUUUCUGAUUACAAACAUCACUGGAGUGAUGUGCUGACUGGACUCAUCCAGGGAGCUGUGGUUGCAAUACUUGUUGUUGUAUUUGUAUCAGAUUUCUUUGAGGAAAGAAACUGUCCAUUUAAGCAAAGAAAAGAAGAGGACUCACACACAACUUUGCAUGAGACGUCAACAAAUGGAAAUCAUUACGGAAGCAAUCACCAAGCAUAAAGAGCUAAA